Molecule: messenger RNA, 1721 nt
Organism: Nematolebias whitei (Rio pearlfish)
Lineage: Eukaryota; Metazoa; Chordata; Actinopteri; Cyprinodontiformes; Rivulidae
Gene: hacl1
Product: 2-hydroxyacyl-CoA lyase 1
Exons: 17
Coding region: 1-1707 (568 amino acids)
Biological process (GO): fatty acid alpha-oxidation
Cellular component (GO): peroxisome
Molecular function (GO): magnesium ion binding; catalytic activity; thiamine pyrophosphate binding
Source: RefSeq, a predicted model, not a curated record
AUGGACGAAGUGACUGGAGCUCAGCUGAUCGCUGAGUCUCUGAAAACUCAGAAAGUGGAGUACAUGUUCGGGAUAGUUGGUGUUCCUGUCAUUGAAGUAGCCAUGGCUGCUCAAGCUGCUGGGAUCAGAUACGUAGGAAUGCGCAACGAGCAGGCGGCGUGUUAUGCAGCAUCUGCCAUUGGAUACAUAACAGGGAGACCAGGAGCAUGCCUGGUGGUGUCUGGACCUGGACUCAUUCAUGCUUUGGGUGGGAUGGCUAAUGCCAACAUGAACUGCUGGCCUGUGAUUGUUAUAGGAGGGUCCUCAGACCGAAACCAGGAAACAGCAGGAGCCUUUCAGGAGUUUCCUCAGGUGGAGGCAUGCCGCCUGUACAGCAAGUUUUCUGCCAGGCCAAGCAGUCUGGAAGCCAUCCCCUCCGUCAUAGAGAAGGCAGUCCGCACUAGCAUUUAUGGGCGUCCAGGUGCAGUCUAUGUUGACAUUGCAGGGGAUAUGGUAAACGCUAAAGUGGAGAGGAGCAAAGUGAGAGACGUGUCCUGCUGUCCUCCUCCUCCAGUGAGUUUGGCUGACCACACUGCAGUCAGUGAGGCUGUCUCUGUCUUAAAAGCAGCCAAGGCACCUUUAGUCAUCGUUGGCAAAGGAGCAGCCUAUGGCAGAGCGGAGGCUGUGCUGAGGGAGUUUGUGGAGAUGAGCGGUCUGCCAUUCCUCCCCACCCCUAUGGGGAAAGGAGUCAUACCUGACGAUCACCCCCACUGUGUCGCUGCUGCCCGCUCAAGAGCUCUCCUCCAGGCUGACGUCGUGCUUUUGCUUGGAGCCAGACUGAACUGGAUUCUGCAUUUUGGUCUGCCGCCCAGAUUUAAUGCCAGCGUAAAGAUCAUCCAGGUUGACCUCUGUGCUGAGGAGAUGGGCAACAACGUGAGGCCGGCUGUUGCUCUCCUGGGGGACAUCGGUGCUGUUAUUUCUCAGCUCAGGAUGUGUGUCUGCAAAGACGGCUGGAAAUAUCCCUCUAAUACAGAGUGGUGGACCUCACUGAAGGAGAAAAUGACUGCUAAUGCAAAAAUAUCACAAGCACUUUCUCUUAAAGCCACAUUGCCCAUGAACUACUACACAGUGUUUCACCACAUUUCAGAGUUGCUGCCACAGGACUGCAUCAUCGUUAGCGAGGGAGCAAACACCAUGGAUAUUGGACGCACCAUGCUGAAUAACUACUUACCUCGGCACAGGUUGGACGCAGGCACUUUUGGAACAAUGGGAGUCGGCCUUGGAUUUGCUGUAGCGGCAGCUGCUGUGGAGAGGAGCAGGAACAAAAGCAGAAGGGUAGUCUGCGUGGAAGGAGACAGUGCUUUUGGAUUUUCUGGUAUGGAGGUUGAGACCAUGUGCAGGUAUAAUCUACCUGUGGUCAUUAUCGUCAUCAAUAAUAAUGGUAUAUACAGCGGAGUAGAUUCUGACACAUGGAAAGAACUGUCAAAAAUGGGAGAUCUGACUUCUAUAGCCCCUCCCGUGUCCCUCCUGCCUGAGGCUCGCUACGAUGCUGUCAUGGCAGCGUUCGGAGGUCAAGGUUUUCUAGUGAGGACGGUGACGGAGCUGCGCAGCGCCUUGCAGCUCAGCCUGAGCGACUGGGAAAGACCCAGUCUCCUCAACGUGCUCAUUGACCCUUCGUCUGACAGGAAACAACAGGAGUUUCCUUGGCUCACUCGCUCAAACCUCUAGACUAAUCCUCAUCC